CUGAACAAACUGUAGCAAUUCAAAGACCGCUCUGCGCAGCGGGAGAAACAGUUAGCCCGCGCCAAAAUCCUUUCUUUCAACUGAACCGCAUUCGGCACGCUGAAACCGCCAUGACACGUCUAACAAAGCAAUACGAUACGAUAGCGCACGAUGAGGGCGUCUGGACGGUGAGCUGGAUUCCAGGCACGCAAUCUCUCUUCACCGGCUCCGUGGACGAGUCCGUCAAGCGCUGGGACGUCACCGAUCAUGGGUUAACCGAGGCGUACAAAGUGGAGGGCCAGGGCCUGGGCGUGAUCUCGGUCGCGGCGCAUGGGUCAGGGCAAUUUGCCGCCUCCAGCGCGUUGGACUCGCUCAUACGCGUCUGGGACGUGAAUGACCACCUCAACAACAUUUCCGUCAUCGAAAUGGCGCCCACGGAAACCUGGACGGUGGCGUUUGGGCCCCAAAUGGAGUACAUCGACCUCGCCGUGUCGGGGGGCACCCGCAACACAGUGGUGCUCUGGCGCAUCGGCGAGGGCCAAACGGAGAACGUCGGCGAGCUGGCGGCACCCUCGGCCCCCACCGAGUCCAAGGCCGGCAAGCGCGAGCAGUUCGUGCUGAGCGCCGCCUACAGCCCCGACGGCACCAAGCUGGCUGCGGGCUGCAUGGACGGCUCGGUGGCGGUGUGGGACCUGGCCAGUCAGAAGCUGCUGGGGCGGUGCGGUGGACACCACAAGCCCGUGCGCAGUCUCACCUUCACAGCAGACAGCCGCAUGCUGCUGACCGCGUGUGACGACAUGCACGUGCACCUGUACGACGUGGACAACACCGCGCUCAUAGAGGCCUUCAGCGGCCACGAGUCCUGGGUGCUCAGUGUGGCUGCGCACCCCGGCGGCGCCGCCUUCGCCAGCGGCGGCAGCGACGCGCGCGUCAAGGUGUGGGACAUGGCCACGCGCACCUGCACCCAGACCAUGGCGGCCGACCACACAGACCAGGUGUGGGGUGUGGCCUUCAGCAGCACCGGCUCCCACCUGGCCUCCGUGGGCGACGACAAGCGCCUGGUGGUGUACGCCGUGGCGUAGAGGGGAGAACGAGGGGGGGGGAGAAGUGAGGGAAACGGGGGGAGAGGGUGUGCGUGUGUGUAUGCAUAUGUGUGUGUAUGUGAGGUGUGGCGGCGGGCUUGGAGGAGGAUGGCGGCGCGGCGGGCGGGGGGGGAGGCAGUGGUUGGAGCAGAGGGGAGGAGGAAAGGAGAAAGGGUAAACAGUACGAUAGGAGAAGUGCAAACUGAAUGAAAGGCGCCUGGCAGCAUUUGCGGCCGGGUGCGGCGCAGCCGUUACACGCACAUGCAUGGCAGCUUGAUGUGGGCUGCUGCUGUGUGUCGGUGUUGUUUCCAGGCGUGGCUGGCUGUUGGUGGGAGGCGGGAUGCGACCUCGCGGGGCUAGGCGGGGUUGGGAGAGCGGGAGAGCGGGCGGUGGACGCAACGAGCAAGCCAAAGCCGGAGGGUCGGGCGGAGCAGGGUGCGGCGGAGCAGGGCUCCCGACGCGGGCUACCAGUAACAAACGACGGCCGCAGCGGCAGAGGCCGGUGCAAAUGUGCAAUCAGCCCUUUGAUGUUGUUGUUGGCUGGCGGGAUAGAUGCCAGAUUUGCAAGUGGACACGGCUGCUGACGGUGUUGUAUUUGUGUUGCUGUCGGAUUGGCGGUGUUGAUGGGGUGUCGAGCACGUCUCUCCAUCAUCUCUGGAAGAGCAUCCAGCGCUGGGACGGCUGCCUCGCCUCGGUCCGGGUCUCCGGGUCUGCGAUGGGACAGUUGUAAGGCAGGUUGGUGAAGUCCCGUAGGGUGCAGCCGAUUCCCAAACCCCAGCAGAUGGCAAACAAUUUG
Molecule: messenger RNA, 1857 nt
Organism: Chlamydomonas reinhardtii
Lineage: Eukaryota; Viridiplantae; Chlorophyta; Chlorophyceae; Chlamydomonadales; Chlamydomonadaceae
Exons: 6
Coding region: 111-1061 (316 amino acids)
Cellular component (GO): Cdc73/Paf1 complex
Molecular function (GO): protein binding
Source: RefSeq, a predicted model, not a curated record